Messenger RNA from Fulvia fulva, 987 nucleotides. RefSeq lists its product as uncharacterized. NCBI's taxonomy places the organism in Eukaryota, Fungi, Ascomycota, Dothideomycetes, Mycosphaerellales, Mycosphaerellaceae. The transcript is spliced from 2 exons. The record is from RefSeq and is a predicted model, not a curated record. Bases 1 to 987 code for a protein of 328 amino acids.
AUGCUUCUUCCCUCAUUCCUCGGAACAGUAGUCGCCCUCGCAGCCACCGCCGCCGCAUUCGCAGGCUGCACCGACUGCUCCAACAAUUCUACAGAACCCUACAUCGACGUCCCAGCACCAUGGACCCUCAAAGGCACAGUGUACUCGACCUUCCUCCUGCCAGGCUUGGGGAUCCCGCUCGAUGGCAAAUUGCCCGAGAAAGCAUUCCCGCCACGGGAACGCCAGUUCCCGGAGUCGAUUGAAGGCAAUUAUACUGGCAAAAUCGGCAUCAUCCAGGUCGUACACUAUAGCGAGAGUCCAGUGGGGCCAUAUGAUGAGAUGUUCAUCAUUCCGGGGUUCUUUGAACAUGAAAAGGGUGGCAAAGUCGUGGAGAAUUUGAGGGCUAGUAGGAUUCAUGUUAGUCAUAAGUAUGUGACUUGGACAAGUAGGAGGAAUUGGAACCAACCCAAACACAUCGCCCGCUUCGACUGGACGAGCAGCCAAGACGGCUCCGAAAGCGUCAAGAUCUACCCCUUCGACACCACCGGCGACUCAUCGGAAUCACACCCCUCGAAGAAACCUUGGUUCCGGAUGACAUUCUCCCCCCUCCUCCUCGAGAACCUCCUAGGCCUCAACCUAAACCUCCUCAGCCUCCUCUCCCUCGAAGGCCUCAACCCGAAAAUCCCCUUCAACUUCGACCUGAUAGAUUCCCUCGGAAUCGACUUGACGCUCGUACAACCUCCUGUCCCCCACGGCAACGAUACCUUUGGCGCCAUUGUGGAAGGAGGUAAAACGUGGAAGAGUGUUGUGCCGGGACAGAAGAGUGCGAAGACGAGUGUAGGGACGAUGGAUCUGGAUCAGAGUGGUGGUGAUGGAGAGGAUGAGGGGGAGAAUGCGGUGGGGGAUGAGUUUGAGCGGAAUUUCUGGCCGGGGAUGGGGAGGUAUAGUGUGGGGUUGAAGAUGGAGGAGACGGAGUUGGGGUUUGGUGAGGCGGAAGUUUGGGAGUAG